AUGCCUCAGUGUAUCAUGCCUCAGUGCAUCAUGCCUCAGUGCAUCAUGCCUCAGUCUAUCAUGCCUCAGUCUAUCAUGCCUCAGUGUAUCAUGCCUCAGUGUAUCAUUCCUCAGUGUAUCAUGCCUCAGUGUAUCAUGCCUCAGUGUAUCAUGACUCAGUGUAUCAUGACUCAGUGUAUCAUGACUCAGUGUAUCAUGCCUCAGUCUAUCAUGACUCAGUGUAUCAUGCCUCAAUCUAUCAUGCCUCAGUGUAUCAUGCCUCAAUCUAUCAUGCCUCAGUGUAUCAUGCCUCAGUGCAUCAUGCCUCAGUCUAUCAUGCCUCAGUGUAUCAUGCCUCAGUGUAUCAUUCCUCAGUGUAUCAUGCCUCAGUGUAUCAUGCCUCAGUGUAUCAUGCCUCAGUGUAUCAUGACUCAGUGUAUCAUGACUCAGUGUAUCAUGACUCAGUGUAUCAUGACUCAGUGUAUCAUGCCUCAGUGCUCCAUUUCUGUCCUGAUUCUCACAUUCUAA
This is a messenger RNA of Procambarus clarkii (red swamp crayfish), 507 nucleotides long. Lineage: Eukaryota; Metazoa; Arthropoda; Malacostraca; Decapoda; Cambaridae. The record is from RefSeq and is a predicted model, not a curated record.